Entelurus aequoreus (snake pipefish) is the source of this 4013-nucleotide messenger RNA. RefSeq names its product tigger transposable element-derived protein 4-like. The record is from RefSeq and is a predicted model, not a curated record. Gene Ontology annotation, molecular function: DNA binding. Bases 145 to 1632 code for a protein of 495 amino acids. The transcript has a single exon. NCBI's taxonomy places the organism in Eukaryota, Metazoa, Chordata, Actinopteri, Syngnathiformes, Syngnathidae. Gene Ontology annotation, cellular component: nucleus.
ACGGAAGCCCCAACGAGGACUUUAAACCUGAAGACCAGCCUCACUUUAAGAUCAAAGACGAGUUUUAAUCAAUUUUUAAACUUUUGUACGCCUUUAUUGAGUAGACCAGCUCUUCACUUUAUAGACUAGUCAGUUUUUAUUCCAAUGGCCGAGCGUGGACAAAAGCGAAAGUUAGAACUGCACACAUUAGACAAUAAGUACCAAGCAGUCAAGGCGGUGGAAGGAGGAACUUCUCGGACUGCGGUACAGGAACAGUUUCAUGUCAAGCGCAACACUCUGAGCGGCUGGAUCAAAAACUCCACCAAAAUAAAAGAGCAAUACGAGUCCGGAAACGCCAACUCCAACUGCAAGAAAAUAAAGCUGGCCAAAAACCCCGAUGUGGAGAAGGCCCUUUACUUGUGGUACUGUGACGUGCGGAAGAAACAUCCCACGCUCCCACUUCGACGGGACUUGCUUUCGCAGAAAGCGGAACAGUUCGCCAGAGACCUCGGAGCCGCCAACUUCAUCCCCUCAAAUGGCUGGUUCACCCGUUUCAAGCAACGCUACAACUUGACAUACAAGCGUGUAUGUGGUAGAGACGGCAACGUGUCCCAGCUGGGGGACUGGAAAGCGCGCCUGGCAAAGAUAUUUUCGGACUACCAGCCCAGAGACAUAUACAACGCAGAUGAAACUGCGCUCUUUUUCAAACGCACGCCGGAUUACGCCAGCAACGGCCAAUCGGCGGUCUGGGAGAAACAGCCUAAAGAUCGCGUCACGCUGAUGGUGUCGGCGAAUAUGGACGGCAGCGAUAAAGUCCCUUUGUUCGUCGUUGGAAAGUCCCACGAGUGUUUGAAAGGCGUAGAACGUUUGCCUCUGCAAUACGGGCACGAUAAAAAAGCCCGGAUGACUCCCGCCUUGUUCACCACGUGGCUUCAACAGCUGGACCGACACAUGUUCCUUCAACAGCGCAAAAUCGUUGUAAUUGUCGACAACCGCUCGGCCCAUCCACACGUGGAAGGUCUGCGAGCGGUAAAACUGGUCAUCCUCCCCCCAAACUCCACGUCAGCCACCCGACCCGUGACUCGGGAGAUCGUCCGCACGCUGAAAUUUCACUACAGAAAAAUGCUGACCAAGAAAAAGGUGGCCUUCCUCCGAGCUAAUGAAACAUUCACGCCAGAUCUCCUCGGAGCCAUGUACUCACUGAGGAAGGCUUGGGAGACCAUAAAACCGGAAACCAUCCGUAAUUGUUUUUUCCGGGCCUUCACCGCCGACUGCAAAGAUGACGCGAAAGCUUUUGAGGGCUCGCAGCCGGAAGAUGAGGAGGAAGAUGACACGCCCUUUUACUCUGCCACCGGACUGGGCAAGAAAGACUUCAAGGAAAGGUGUAACCCUCGGGAAGAGGAUUUGGAAUGUUCCGGACCCCGCGCCGACGAGGACAUUCUAACGUCUGCGGCAAGGAAGCCGGACGAUACGGUCGAUGCCGAGGACGAAGACACUGGCGCCGACUCCACAGCGCCGACCAUGAAAGAUGCGCUACGAGCUGCGGAAGUGCUCCGAAAAUUUGCCAUGGUAAACAACGACGAAGAACUGUUGAAAAACACUGAAAAUGUGAGCGAUAUAUUGCAAAAGAAGCAAUUAAUUCAUUACCAUUAAUAAUGUUCAGGCUUGAGAGGGUGAAUACCAGUUUAAAGGCCUACUGAAAUGAAUUUUUUAUUUAUUUAAACGGGAAUAGCAGAUCCAUAGGCAGCACGGUCGCAGAGGGGUUAGUGCAUCUGCCUCACAAUACGAAGGUCCUGAGUAGUCGUGAGUUCAAUCCCGGCCUCGGGAUCUUUCUGUGUGGAGUUUGCAUGUUCUCCCCGUGACUGCGUGGGUUCCCUCCGGGUACUCCGGCUUCCUCCCACCUCCAAAGACAUGCACCUGGGGAUAGGUUGAUUGGCAACACUAAAUUGGCCCUAGUGUGUGAAUGUUGUCUGUCUAUCUGUGUUGGCCCUGCGAUGAGGUGGCGACUUGUCCAGGGUGUACCCCGCCUUCCGCCCGAUUGUAGCUGAGAUAGGCUCCAGCGCCCCCCGCAACCCCGAAGGGAAUAAGCGGUAGAAAAUGGAUGGAUGGAUAGCAGAUCCAUUCUAUGUGUCAUACUUGAUCAUUUCGCGAUAUUGCCAUAUUUUUGCUGAAAGGAUUUAGUAGAGAAAAUCGACGAUAAAGUUCGCAACUUUUGCUCGCUGAUAAAAAAAAGCCUUGCCUGUACCGCAAGUAGCGUGACGUCGCAGGUUGAAGGACUCCUCACAUUUCCCCAUUGUUUACACCAGCAGCGAGAGAGAUUCGGACCGAGAAAGCGACGAUUACCCCAUUAAUUUGAGCCAGGAUGAAAGAUUUGUGGAUGAGGAACGUGAGAGUGAAGGACUCGAGUGCAGUGCAGGACGCAUCUUUUUUCACUCUGACCGUAACUUAGGUACAAGCUGGCUCAUUGGAUUCCACACUCUCUCCUUUUUCUAUUGUGGAUCACGGAUUUGUAUUUUAAACCACCUCGGAUACUAUAUCCUCUUGAAAAUGAGAGUCGAGCGCGCGAAAUGGACAUUUAAAGUGACUUUUAUCUCCACGACAAUACAUCAGUGACACACUUAGCUACUGAGCUAACGUGAUAGCAUCGUUCUCAAAUGCAGAUAGAAACAAAAGAAAUAAACCCCUGACUGGAAGGAUAGACAGAAGAUCAACAAUACUAUUAAACCAUGGACAUGUAACUACACGGUUACAUCAACCGCCGUGCUCACCUGCGUUCCAGCGAUCGACGGCGCGGCGAAGGACACCCAUCAUCGACGAAGCUCUGUAGCAUGAGCUAACGUGAUAGCAUCUGUCUCAAAUGCAGAUAGAAACAAAAUAAAUAAAUACCUGACUGGAAGGAUAGACAGAAGAUCAACAAUACUAUUAAACCAUGUACAUGUAACUACACGGUUAAAAAUUCUCAGCCUGGUAAGGCUUAACAAUGCUGUUGCUAACGACGCUAAGGCUAAUUUAGCAAUUUAGCAACCGGACCUCACAGAACUAUGAUAAAAACAUUAGCGCUCCACCUACGCCAGCCAGCCCUCAUCUUCCCAUCAACAGCCGUGCUCACCUGCGUUCCAGCGAUCGACGGCGCGACGAAGGACUUCAUCCGUGGGUUUGGCGGCAAGCAUCGGCUAGGCGUCUGCUAGUCCUUGUUGUGUUGCUGUAAGUAUUGUACUUAGCCGCUAAUACACCGAUCGAUCCCACCUACGUUCUUCUUUGCAGCCUCCAUUGUUCAUUAAACAAAUUGCAAAAGAUUCACCAACACAGAUGUCCAGAAUACUGUGGAAUUUUGUCCAAGAAAACAAGAGGUUUUUGUAUCGGGUCCGAUGGGGUCCAACCACUUCCGUGGAUUUUGUGACGUCACGCGCAUAAAUCAUAUCCAAAGGAGUUUUUCAACCGGAAGUGUGGCGGGAAAUUUAAAAUGUCACUUUAUAAGUUAACCCGGCCGUAUUGGCAUGUGUUGCAAUGUUAAGAUUUCAUCAUUGAUAUAUAAACUAUCAGACUGCGUGGUCAGUAGUAGUGGCUUUCAGUAGGUCUUUAAGGUUCCUAUGGGUUCCGGCUCACAUAAAGGGCAGUUAAUUGGCCGAUCAGCUGGCAAAGCAGACAUUAACGUUAGAGCAGCGCAGAGAGGUACUUCUCAGUAAGCCUGAGGCAACGUCAUUGAGUAAAGGACAUCUUUUGAAAGAGUGGCAAUCCCAUUGGGACAUGACUACAACACGAGGACACUUGCAUGCAAUACAGAACACAGUAGGAGUGGGAAGAACUGUAAGGGAGAGCAUUAAAGAAGAAGGACUUGGGACAUUGCACCUUAUCAACAAGGACAAAGAUGUUGGAAGACAUGGACAGAAGAAGGUUACUCUCAAAGGGGUACUAAGCAGGAACCAGAACAUUUUAGUGAAGUUUCUAGAAGAGGCAAGUUUAUGGUAUAUAAUUUAGUAUGAAAAGGUGUAUGUACGCUGAACAAAAAUAAACGCAACACUUGUUUUUGCUCC